Messenger RNA from Aspergillus chevalieri, 357 nucleotides. RefSeq lists its product as uncharacterized. The transcript has a single exon. The record is from RefSeq and is a predicted model, not a curated record. Lineage: Eukaryota; Fungi; Ascomycota; Eurotiomycetes; Eurotiales; Aspergillaceae. The coding region runs from base 1 to 357 and encodes 118 amino acids.
AUGACAAUGAUGAGGAUGCCGCGCCUGGCCACGGUCAUUUCUGAGGAUAGUAGGGAUGACGCUGAUUUUAAGUUCUCAUCCUCUGAGGACGAGAUAGAUGCUGCUCGGAGGCAAUUCGUCACAGAGGAACACCAGUUGCUCGCCCGCCCCCAACAACUGACCGAUCCCUGGAACCUUAUCCCUGCAGAGGACGAGAGAAGAGCAAGGGCCUGUUCCCAGUCUCCCGCGCUUCUUGUCCCGAAAAUAUCGAGGCCGGUGGACGGGCGAGAGGCUCCGCAUCCGCGCAGACAACUCACUCCACAAUGUCCAAUUGCGGAAUUUCAGAUGUCGAAAUUGGUUUCGUCAAGUCAUACGUAA